Messenger RNA from Amphiprion ocellaris (clown anemonefish), 1950 nucleotides. RefSeq names its product riboflavin transporter 2-like. Gene Ontology annotation, molecular function: riboflavin transmembrane transporter activity. Bases 1 to 1356 code for a protein of 451 amino acids. Gene Ontology annotation, biological process: riboflavin transport. The record is from RefSeq and is a predicted model, not a curated record. The transcript has 3 exons. Lineage: Eukaryota; Metazoa; Chordata; Actinopteri; Pomacentridae. Gene Ontology annotation, cellular component: plasma membrane.
AUGUCGCUGCUGACUCAUGUGCUGGCGUGUCUGUUCGGGAUGGGCUCCUGGGUGGCCAUCAACGGGAUGUGGGUUGAGCUGCCCCUGAUCGUACCUGAGAUCCCAGAAAGAUGGCACCUUCCCUCCUACCUCACAGUCCUCAUCCAAAUGGCCAACAUAGGUCCUCUCUUCAUCACUCUGAUGCACCGCUUCCGCCCAGGGGCGCUGGACGAGCGGCCGGUCAUCUACUGCAUUGUGGGGUUGGGUAUUGUUGCUACAUUCCUGCUGGCUUUCUUCUGGAGGCACACAGUGACUGUUGCGGGUUCUUUGCACAGUGUGCCUCUGCUGAUGUUAAGCUUCCUGCUGUCUGUGGUGGACUGCACCUCAUCUGUUACCUUCCUUCCUUUCAUGAUGAGGCUGCGUUCACAAUAUCUCACCACAUAUUUCGCAGGUGAAGGCCUCAGUGGUCUGGUGCCUGCGCUGGUAGCUCUGAUUCAAGGUGUUGGUGUCGUCCACUGUCAAAAUGCUACUUUGUCUAGUAACAAUUCCAGUAUGGUUGACAGUGGAAAGCUCGACGCCGUCUACCAGCCGGCUAAAUUCUCUGCCCAGGUCUUCUUCGUGUUCCUCAGUGUCAUGAUGGUCGUGUGCCUGGUAGCCUUUAUCCUACUCAACUACCACCCAGCAGUCGCUCGGGAGAGAAACAAUGACCGGUACUUUGGAGGGGAUCUGGAACGUGAGAAGAGAGAACAGGGAUUGUCUCUGCAUGCCCAGACACCAGAGCAGAAGCCGAUGAUCAGCCCCCUGGAGUCUGUCAGGAGAGAACCCAGGAGCUCUUUUGGGAGGGGGACAUACAGCAGCUUGGAGGUGAUGUUCAUCUUCGUUGUACUGGCUUGGGUCAAUGCUCUGACCAACGCAGUGCUGCCCUCAGUGCAGUCCUACUCCUGUCUGCCUUACGGGAACAAGGCCUACCAUCUAGCUGCUACCAUGGCUGCUGUUGCCAACCCUGUGGCCUGCUUCAUUGCCAUGUUUGUGCCUGUAAGGUCUCUUUUGUUCAUGGGUUUCUUGACCGUGUUUGGGACUGGAUUUGGAGCCUACAUCAUGGCUAUGGCUUCUCUGAGUCCCUGUCCUUUGCUGGUCUACAGUACUUCUGGAACUGUAGUCAUAGUGCUGGCCUGGAUCCUCUUUGUCCUGUCCCUUUCCUACGUGAAGGUCAUCAUUGGAGUGAUUCUGAGGGAUGAGGGCCACAGCGCCCUUGUGUGGUGUGGAGCUGUAGUGCAGCUGGGCUCCAUGCUCGGUGCUAUCUCCAUGUUCCCGCUGGUCAGUGUCUAUGGACUUUUCAAGUCAGGUGACGCUUGUAACACCAAGUGUCCAACAUAGACAGUAAAUAUGUUACUGUUAAACACUGCUGUUCAAAAUCCAAACGUAAAUUACGCUAUUUUAGUAGCACUGAACUUAUUGCGGUCAUGAGUUUUACAUCUAGUAUCUUGUUUUCUGAGAGGUUAAAUGUGAUCAUUUAUAACUGUAUCAAUCCUUGUUUUGUUUUUUUAUAUUUAUAUAUACAAACGUAUGGUUUAUACAGAUUACUGUAUUUAUUGACUUAUGAAAUGGGCUCCACGCAAAGCUGAAAAAAUAUCUGCAUAUACAUUGCCAGUGUUUUAGACCACAAAAUACUAAAGUGUGAUAGUAUUUUAACACUGAACAUGUUACAAUUCCUUAUCAAUUUAGAGCUUAAAGCUCAGACCUCAUUUUACUUGAACUUUUAACAUAUUGUAAAACUAUGAUCGACUGAUGUUGCUUUUAUAAGAACUAAUGGUACUUUUGGCUUUAAAAUGUGCCUUAAUUCUAUAGAAACAGAGAUUUGUGCUUUCUUUGUGUCCAGUGUUGUUUAAACAACUUGCUUUGUACUGUAUAUGUUGCUGUAGUUACUGUUCAAUAAUACCAAAUAAAAUUUGUUUUAUUGUUGCCUAUAAA